CUUUCUCGGCCCGUCCUAUAUAAACGCCGUGAGCGCGCAGCAGGUCCUCGCAUUCCCUUUGGAGCUCGGAGGGUUUUUGUGUCCUUUUCUCUCCACACAGUGUCAUGGCUGCCAAGGCUGAGCGCACCUUCAUCGCCAUCAAACCUGAUGGAGUUCAGAGAGGACUCAUUGGUGACAUCAUCAAACGCUUCGAGCAGAAAGGCUUCCGCCUCGUCGCUCUCAAGUUCCAGCAGGCGUCUGAGGACCUGCUGAAGCAGCACUACAUCGACCUGAAGGACCGCCCCUUCUACCCCGGCCUCGUCAAAUACAUGGGCUCUGGACCCGUUGUUGCCAUGGUGUGGGAGGGUCUGAACGUGGUGAAGACGGGCCGUGUGAUGCUGGGAGAGACAAACCCGGCUGACUCCAAGCCUGGCACCAUCAGAGGAGACUUCUGUAUCGAAGUGGGCAGGAACAUCAUCCACGGCAGCGACUCUGUGGAAAGUGCCAAUAAAGAGAUUGCUCUGUGGUUUAAACCUGAGGAGCUGGUCUCCUUCAAGAGCUGUGCUUAUGACUGGAUCUAUGAGUAAAGGGAACUGUACAUUCUGUCUCCACCUCGUCUGUCCUUUUCCAUCUCUGUACUGUCUGAGUUUAACAACUGGAGCACUUAAUAAAGUCCUCAGAACCAGG
Messenger RNA from Tachysurus vachellii, 666 nucleotides. Its product is annotated as nucleoside diphosphate kinase B. The record is from RefSeq and is a predicted model, not a curated record. Gene Ontology annotation, molecular function: nucleoside diphosphate kinase activity. Gene Ontology annotation, biological process: CTP biosynthetic process; regulation of apoptotic process; UTP biosynthetic process. Bases 105 to 566 code for a protein of 153 amino acids. The transcript is spliced from 5 exons. NCBI's taxonomy places the organism in Eukaryota, Metazoa, Chordata, Actinopteri, Siluriformes, Bagridae.